Messenger RNA from Lampris incognitus (smalleye Pacific opah), 2724 nucleotides. RefSeq names its product kinesin-like protein KIFC3. Gene Ontology annotation, molecular function: microtubule motor activity; ATP binding; microtubule binding. The transcript is spliced from 13 exons. The record is from RefSeq and is a predicted model, not a curated record. Bases 1 to 2250 code for a protein of 749 amino acids. Gene Ontology annotation, biological process: microtubule-based movement. Lineage: Eukaryota; Metazoa; Chordata; Actinopteri; Lampriformes; Lampridae.
AUGGGUAGCGGCGCCUCCGUCAACGAUGCGACCCGUUUGGCCGACAGUGACCCGGCCCGGGCAGAGAGUGCUGCACCUGCCGAAGAUGAAUUCACCAACCUCCGCCCCACAUCCCCGGCAGGAGCCAGCUCCGAAACACAGGAGGAACCUUUGCCUGAGAGCGAAGAGGUGCCACUGGCGUUUGAGAGUUUUCUCCACAACAACGGGACCCUGUACAGCUGCUUCAGCCAGCAUGGAAACAGAGUUUAUGUCGACGAGUCUCAGGACCUGCAGACUUUCCCAAACGACUGGUACAGUCAGGGACGAUUCAUUACCAACACCAACGAGGCGUCGUCCACUCAGCUUCAGGUUUCUGCUAGCAGUCAACAGGUGGUCAACCAGCCAGCAGUCAGAGAUGAUGACCGAGUUAGUAGCAUCUACAUCCAGGGGAGAGGAACUUUCAUGACAUACAUGUUUGAGGAGAGAGUGAACGUCUGCAGGUACUUUGACCCUCAGUCAGGCCUGUGGCUGCUGCUGCCUCUUCAGUGGGAGAUGAACAUCGAUUUUGUCAAACCAAGAGUCAAACACGUCAUGGCUUCCCUACCAGGCUUAGUGGACCAGAAGGAGAUCACUGCGGCCCUUAGACAGUCCAACUAUGAUCCUGAUGAGGUUAUCUCUGUUUACCUCAGCAUAUUUGGAGAUAUUCUGCUCCAGUCCUCCUCCACAGGAGACCAGAGCUACACGGACCUCAACUCCUUCAGGGCUCAUCUGGAAAAGGACCGGAUCAUAGAGGACCUGAGACAGAAGCUCCGAACUGAAGAGAAGGAGAUUGAGAACCAUCUCCAGAGGAACAGUUAUCUGGCUCGGGAGGCCCGCUACCUGUCCGACAUGGUCCAGCACCUUAACCAGAAGGUGGCAGAGCUGGAGGCAGACCAGCAGGAGGCCCAUGAGAAGAUCCGAGCCCUCUUGACCCGCCGGACGCCUACCGUUCCACCUGCCAAGUCUGUGCCAAAACCCACAGUGGACCUGGCCCAGCUCCGGCAGGUCAGCAAGCUGACACGUGGGCUCAACAUCUCCAACAAGCAGCUUCGGUCCACGGUGCGGCAGGUGCUGACUGACAUGCAAAAUCAACUGGAGCAGCUGAGGGAAGCUGUGGCAACAAUGACCCAAAUAGAGCAGGAGGCGGCUGGGGUCGUGGAAGAGCUACGCACUCUAUACAGAAAAGAGGCCCUGGAGAGGAAGAACCUCUACAACAAGCUGCUGGAGCUCCAGGGGAACAUCAGGGUGUUCUGUCGCUGCAGGGGGAACUCACCCCCUAGCACCUGUGUGGAGAUGACCUCAGAUAGGGAGGUGGUGGUGGUCCAGAAAGGAACCAGGAAGAAGUUUCAGUUUGAUAAGGUCUAUCCUCCCAGCACCUCACAGGAGGAAGUGUUUGAAGGAACCUUGCCUGUCAUAAGCUCCUGCGUGGAUGGGUACAAUGUCUGUAUUCUCGCUUAUGGGCAGACAGGCUCUGGAAAGACUUACACCAUGAUGGGCACCAAAGACAAGCCUGGGGUCAAUAUCAGGUCCGUGCGAGAACUUUUGCGCAUUUGUGCGGAAAAGGAGAAGGUAUCUUAUACUCUGAAGAUAUCCAUGCUAGAGAUCUAUAACGACAGCCUGAAUGACCUGCUGAGCAAAACCUCUGGGACUACACUGGAGAUCCGGGUCCAGGGGAAGUCAGUCUCGGUUCCAGGGCUGACCCAGAUACAGGUGCAGACAGAGGAGGACAUUUUAAACGUCAUGGAGACGGGUGAAAAGAACAGAAAGAUUGCAUCAACCAAAAUGAACAUAGAGAGUUCACGCUCUCAUCUGGUGUUGACGCUGGUUGUGGAGGGGACAGACAGUGUGUCUGGUGUGACAUCUCGGGGCACCUUAACCCUGUGUGACCUUGCUGGAUCUGAACGCAUCUCCAAGACAGAGGCCAAAGGUCAAAGGCUGGUCGAGGCUGCCGCCAUCAAUAAAUCCCUCACAGCUCUGGGGCAGGUCUUCAGCGCUCUGCGGAGCAAUGCACUCCACAUACCGUUCAGGAACUCUAAACUCACCCACCUCCUCCAGCCCUGCCUUAGCGGAGAUGCAAAGUGCUGUGUGUUUGUGAAUGUGAGUCCAGAUGUCAGGAACAUCGUGGAGACGCUCAGCACACUGCAGUUCGGCUCCACCAUCCAGCAGGUAGCGUUGGGCAAAGCCCCUCAGAACAUUGUACCAGCAAAGAACAUGAAGACCGACAGAACAUGAAGAUGAUUUCAGUACAGCAAAACCUCGUAGAGUCUGUGUGAUGGACUACGUAUCAAAAAAUGUGGGUCUUUCGAAUUUAAAUGACAACAGAAAAAAAGCAACUAGUUUCUUAAAUUGUGGUUUUGCAUACACACUGUAAAAUAAAUUGCACAAUGUCCAAUUUAAGCACAAAUGUUACAUUCAGUCCUCUUUAUUAUUUGUCUAGAGUAAUAACAUCCAGUGAAGGCUGCAGCCAGCUUCAGUUUCCUAAAAAGGCUUCUGUUGGUGCAGACGAGGGCAGCAAAAUUAAUCAAACUCUUUUCUGUGUCCCAGGACUAUGCUACCACCUGGCUGUCUCAGAUAAUUUCUUAUUUUACCAACAUCUCAGCAUGUCCAACACCUCCAUCAUAAUUUUCUGAACAUUUUAAAUCACUCAAAAUUGUAUUAUGUUAAAAAUAAUGUAUCUAAAAUGGAGUCUGCUGCUGCUGCUGCUGC